AUGCAAUUUAAGAAGAUUUUGGCUGUCUCUGCCUUUGCAGGAAUCGCAUUAGGUGCCAACAACUCCACUUUAACAAGUGCCACUCCAUCUGUUGGCAAGUCUUGUUCUUUCAAGCUGUACACAGCUACCAACACACAACAAAUAGCUGAAGUCGCUGCUUGUGCUACUGCUGUAGGUGACAUUACAAUUAACGGUGACGGAUUUUCCGACAUUGAAUUAAGUGGUGUCGAGCAAAUUUACGGUAACUUGGUUGUUAACAAUGCAAGUGAUGUUCAAACUUUCAAUGCUCCAACCUUACAAUUGGUUUCUGAAUCAUUUGAACUUAACCAGAACACCAUUUUGUCCACCUUGAACUUGGCUCAAUUGACCACUGUUGGUUCUUUGACUCUUAAUGCUUUACCAAACUUGGAAAAGGCCGGUUUAACUUCUGGUAUCACUACUGCUGAUUCAGUUAUCAUUUCAAACACUGGUUUGACUUCCUUGGAAGGUAUCAACGUUUACAAGUUGAAGACUUUUAAUGUUAACAACAACGAUGACAUUGAAAGUAUUGAUUCUGGUUUACGUUCUGUUACUGAUGAAUUAUACAUCUCUUACAAUGCUGAUAAAGUUGAUCUUAAAUUCGACCAAUUGACUUCCGCAAAGUCGAUCAGUUUGCAAUCUGUCAGCUCUUUCUCAGCUCCAAACUUGACUGAAGUCAGUGGUUCCCUUUACCUUAUUUCAUCAACUGUUGACAAGUUUGAACUUGAGAAUUUGAAAUCUGUCGGUAAUUCUUUGGUUAUCAACAAGAACGAUGACUUGGAAGAAAUAGAUUUCCCUAAGUUGACUAAGAUUGGUGGUGCUCUUCAGAUUUCUGACAACGAGAAGUUCGAGUCUCUCGAUGGUCUUGACAAGCUUCAAACCGUCGGUGGUUCAUUAGUUGUCAACGGUUCGUUUAACAACGGUAGUCUCGAUUCCUUACAAAAGGUUUCUGGUGGAUUUAACUUUAAGACUGAUGGUGAUUUGUCAUGUAAAGCAUUCGACAAGUUGCACCUGAACGGUGACAUCAAGGGUAAAUACUCAUGUUCAACCAACUUCAAGUCCUCAUCUUCUAAGAAGGGUCUGUCUAGCUCUUCAUCUGGAAGUUCAUCAUCAUCUGAAACUGGUUCAUCCGCAGAUAGCUCUAGCUCUAGCUCCAGCUCCAGCUCUUCAAGCAAGAGCAACGGUGCUACUUCUGCAGCUUCCGUUAAGUUCGGUACUAUUGUUUUGGGAUUGAUCACAGUUGGUGUUGCUUUGUAUUAA
Molecule: messenger RNA, 1278 nt
Organism: Priceomyces carsonii
Lineage: Eukaryota; Fungi; Ascomycota; Pichiomycetes; Serinales; Debaryomycetaceae
Gene: ECM33
Product: Ecm33p
Exons: 2
Coding region: 1-1278 (425 amino acids)
Biological process (GO): fungal-type cell wall organization
Cellular component (GO): fungal-type cell wall; plasma membrane
Source: RefSeq, a predicted model, not a curated record